AUGGGCUGUUGCCGGUGGUAUCUGGUGGUGGGUUUGGGAUUAGGUACUGCUGCAACGGGAUUAAUAUUUAUACUGGCAUGGCCGAACAUCUUUGACAUACUCGUGUCUGAGGAGAAAUCUCUACUGCCGGGCUCAGCACUCUACAAAGAAUGGCGGCGACCCACGAUGCACCCUAGCUGGCAGUUUUACGUGUACAACUGGAGUAACGCACAGGCAUUUCUAAGUAUUCCGCAGGAGGCAUCGACGGCUAGCUUUCAGGAGCUGGGACCCUAUACGUAUAAUGAAUACACCGAAGUUAUAGACGUCAAGUUUCACCAAGGAAAUGGUACUCUAUCAUACCGCAAGCGAACCUUCUUCCGGCGUAACUUCAUCGGCACACAACCGCAGGUGAUCACCAGCGUUAACUUUGUCGCCUUGCUGACGUCCCAUCUGGCCCGCAACAUGGACUACUCCUUGCAACGGGAGAUGUCCUUUCUGCUGCACAACUACCGUCAGGACGUGACGGUAACUAGACCGAUCGGGCAUCUACUGUUUUCCGGGCAGCGCGAACCGAUGUUGGAGCAGAUGCGCAAGCUGCUCUGCACCGACAAGAAUCUCGGAGCGCUGUGUCAGGACGAGCGUUUGGCAUACUUCCGUACGUUCAACGUCAGCAGACGACCGAGCGAAAUCUACAGCAUGGACAUCGGGAUGCAUGAUCGCUCGACAUACGGUAUAGUGCGCUCCUGGGGCUCAACAGUUCAUCGUAAGGCGAGCAACGCAAUUCAGCCCUGUGAUGGUUUUGAAGAUCUUACCGGAGAGCUAUUUCCGUCUCGCCUCGAUCGCGGUAAACCGAUCACGAUUGUUCUGCCGGAACUGUGCCGAAGACUAACGCUGGAGUAUGAUGAAGAGCUGCUGCUGGAUGGUAUCAUGGGUUACCGCUACACGGCACAUCUAAUUCGACCGUUCAGCACCGAAAUGGUGGAAGCAAGCGGCAUGACCAGCUGUCCGGAAAUGUCCAUUCGGUUGGGCAGGUACGGCAUGCUUAACUCGAACGAAUGUAACGGCCUGCCGUUGUACGAAUCAGAGCCGGGUUCUUACUCAAACCAGUCAGAUGGCAAUAGACGUCAACUGUACUACGUCCUGGAGCCUACGACAGGGACGGUGCUAGAGUCAUACAUCGGUCUAGCGUAUCACACGGAUCUUCGUCCAAACGAACAUAUCGCACUGUUUCAGAACGUACCAGAACUUCGCGUACCGCUGUUUCGCUUCGACCGUUACUACCGACUGGGAGAGCCGAAAGCUGCCAAGCUUAGGCAGCUGCUACAUCUACUAGAGGUUGGUCAUCAGGCAGCGCUUGCUGGAUGCGCUGUCGGUAUUACUUUAGUAUUACUAACAGCAAUAUACGCAUGCUGGAAGUCACGCAAACCCAGCAAAAAUCGCAACGACGAAUACAGCAUCAUCGGGAUGCAGCUACGCAAUGACGGACGGAGUGAUCAAUUGAUGAAAUAA
This is a messenger RNA of Anopheles moucheti, 1488 nucleotides long. Its product is annotated as protein peste-like. The coding region runs from base 1 to 1488 and encodes 495 amino acids. Gene Ontology annotation, cellular component: cytoplasm; membrane. The record is from RefSeq and is a predicted model, not a curated record. The transcript has 3 exons. Lineage: Eukaryota; Metazoa; Arthropoda; Insecta; Diptera; Culicidae. Gene Ontology annotation, molecular function: scavenger receptor activity.